AUGGAUAAUCAAAUUUUUAGUAAGAUUGUUAAUACAUGCAUUACAUGUCCUCAAAUAAAGUUAGAGCAGCCAUUUAAAGUCCUGCUUACUUUUCACGACGCAAAACAUGUUUUAGAAGUUUUAAUUCAAACUUUAUCAAAAGCGAGAGAUGUUUCCACAAAACAAAGAGUAUCAUCCUUAAUCCAAACAUAUAUAAUGCGUAAUUUUGAUAAACUGAAUGCUACAGAUGAAGACCUAGUCAAUGUUUUGCAGUUAAUUACCACAGAAACACCUAUUUCAACCGAAAGAGAGCAUAUAGAGCAGUUUUGCAAGUCAGUAGAAUUCAUUUUAUCUAAAAUAAAGUCAAUGCCGACUUCAAAAAUUUUUAAUUUUAUUGUAUCAAAGCCUUAUCCAUACUCAGCGAUAACAUUAUCAUUACUUACUAAGAACGAAGAAAAGUACUGUGCACCAACUCUUAAAUAUAUCGUUGCUGUUCAUAAAGAACCAAACCCUCUUUCAUUUUACGCAGCAUCUCUUUUCUUUGAGCAUCACAAUCCAUCCAAAUUUACAGCUGAAGCUCAAAAAGAGUUCAAAAUCGAAGUAAUUAAGAAUUCUUUGAUUUCUGCUUUUAAUUACAAACUUAUUCACAAACUAUCAGCAUUAAUAUUACUAGAUACAUUAUUUAAAACAGCUUCACAUGAUGUUUGCUUAUCAAUUAUGUCUUCUAUGAUUGAAAUUUUUAUUCUACAAUUAAAAGACCAAGAUCCAACACUAAGAACAGAACUAGUCAAAGUUCUUACGAAUCUACCACCAGAAAUCGGCUUUGCCAAUGAAUUAUUGACAGCUAUUUCAUUCAGAUUCGAAGAUUGUCAAGAAGAGUAUGAAAAAGCCGCAAUUUCAUUUUUAUUUAGUCGCAGAGCUGUUCAAUCACUUCCUGCCAUUCUCAAAACUCUUAUAGAAACAAAAGAAACUUAUAUUGCUGGAGUUGUUUUUGCUGCAAGGCUUGGCUUGUUUUCUGAAUCAGAUAAACUACUCCAAGCUGUAUUCCCACCAACACCAAAGGAGACUGUAGCGUUUGCAGCGUUACAAGCCAUUUGCGUAAUGUCGGAAUUCAAAUUAAUGACAGAGUCUGUUUUUACGGCAUCAUUUCCUACUUUAUUGUAUUGUUUGACGUCGGUAACUAUACUUGAUAACAUGAUUAUGCUGAAAAUGGCAACGCGAGCUUUAGAUUUGCUUCCAAAUUCUGCAAGUGGCUUUCCUAAGGUUUAUUUGGAUACCAUUCUCAAGAAUAUAAACAAUUUCAAGUACAAUGACAUCAUUGAGAAGGUUUCUGCUUCAGCAUGGCAAGUAUUUGAACAAAAUAAGACAAUUCCAACGCAAUUGAACCAAUCACAGUUCUCAGCUAUAUUCACAAACUUGGCGUUGAGAUAUUUGGGAUCAGCAAAUUUCGAUAACUCUCGAAAUGAAAUUGUAAAAAUGAUGUCAAUUGUUUCUUCCUCGGCCUUUCAAAAAUUCAAUGAUUUACAAACUCAAAAAUUGAAUAGUUUACAAAAUCAAAAUUCGGAAAAUGAAACUGAGCAGACAGUUAGUGUUGGUGAUGAGAGAUUUUCAUUUAGCACACUAAUUCUCAGUGCAGUUCCGGAAGAUUAUGCUGAUAGUGUAAGAACAGAGGCAAAUCUACUUAUGCAGACGAAGCCAAUUGCUGUUAUGAUAUCAGUAAGUCUUCCUAAGAUCUCUGCUUUCUUGCCAAGCUUAGUUAGAGCUGUAAGAGAAUCUGAACCUCCAGAUCUUAAGUUAGUUGAAGAUUUCAUUAAAGCUGGAAUGAAUUCAUGCGGAAUAGACUUCAUUCCUUAUCUCAGGAAGUUUAUAGAACCUGUAGAAAGAAGUUCCAAAUAUUUUAUCGUAUCAAUCAAAAGGAAAACGAAAGGCUUCAUACCAGAAGCACUUAAUGGCAUAAGUUAUGCAUGCACAUUAGAUAAUUGCUCGGAUUAUCUUCAGGAUUUGAUCAAAAUCCUCGAUGAUUCCAUAGAAAGUCCAGAAAGUAUCGUUCCAAUGAAGAACAACGUCAUGAACGCUGUUAAUUCAAUACUUUCUGUCUGCAAAGACACCAAAAUACCUUCAUCUUUAUCAAAUAAAUUGUUUUCAGAAGUUUCGAUGUCACCUUUGUUUACAAAACUUCUGAAACAUAUUCCAGAGAGUGAAACAAAUUUGUUAAAGACAGCCAUUUUAUCAUAUGCAAAGUAUAUUGCAUCAAAUAAAGAAGAAAAUACGGAAAAUGAAGAAUUUGUGAACCAAAUCUUUUCAAUUAGUGAUUCUGAAGAGAUUUUGUCCUGCUUCUUAUCAUCAUGCUUAUCAGUAGUGUCAUGUGAUGAUCCUAGUUCUAUCAUAGACCUCUGUCUUAAAGCUGCAACAACAUUUAACUCAUCUCAUACGACAAACUCUCUUAAUUUUGGAGAAUUCGUGUAUGGAACAUCAAAACUAGCUAUAUCCCCAUCAUUACCACUCAGAGUUCUUCUCAGAGACUGCAUUGUUCAAUUAUUUAAUUUAACUUUGCCAGCAGACACGAAUUCUCCAUUGCAUCUUGCAGGAUCGAAGCUCUCCCCUGCAGAAGUAGUCUCUUUUGCUUCAAGUCUCUUUGAUUUGGCGACAUCUAAAUUUGAUGAAGAUCAAAGUUGCAAAUUAGCAUUAUUAGCAGCACAAAGCCGCCCUCUGCAGUUCCAUCAAGCACUUUUCAUAAGGAGUUUGACGAAUCACGCAGCAAAAUCCAUAGUUUCAGAUAAUAGAAAGACUUUGAUACAUUUUCUCGAAGGCGCUGAGGAGGCAUCAGAAGAAGCAUACUCGUUAUGCUUAGAAACAGCCGUAAUGUUAUUCAAAGGAGACAAUUUUGUCUUUACAGACCGAUUUUUAUCGGUUCCACUCACUAAAUUCGGCAGAAGGUCACUUGAAUAUUUCGUACGAACAUCUGAGCACAGAGAUAACUACUUAAAUGCUUACGGAAGAGUAAUAUCUGGUUUGAAAUUCCCAACAACGCCAUCUGAACAAUCAGAUUUCCUGGCAGCUGGAUAUUUCCAUGCAUUAUACGUAAUGGUCAACGUAGAUGCCGCUUCCGAUGCCUUAAAACAAACAUUUGGACAACAUGUCGCUCAUUGCAUUACAUGGUUGUCACUUUUAUUAGCAUCAAAUUCCACAAUUUCCAAAUCAUUGCAGAAAGAGUUGAUUGGACAUCUAACAACAACUCUAGAUCAUAUUUUCGCUCGUGUUGGAAGAAGUAGUAAUGAACCGAUCGAAUUAUCCCUCAAAACGCCUAAAAAGCUCUUCCUUACACUCGGAACAUUGGCAAAUGCCCUCAUGAUGGUAGAUUUCUCGCUUCUUGUCGAUUUUUGCCGAGCAUUAUUCCCAUUACUUUCUUCUGCUAUUCCGCAGAUCAUUUUAACAGCAGGAAUGGUACUUGCUCGUCUUCUAAGUCGCGUUUCGAUGCUUGAUUCCGAUGCUUCCAACCAAUUAUUACCCAAAUUAAGAGAAUCUCUUGCUUACGCGUUCGUAAAAGCAAAUGACGAAAGCUGUAGGAUCCUUUCUGGUCUGGCAGCUGAAACAUUCCAGCGAUCUGCAAUAGAUUUGUUCACAAAUGAAGAUAAAGUCAAACUUAUAAAUGGAAGUUUACAUGGUCUCAAUUUUCAAGGGGAAGAUUUUCGUCAAGAAAAUGUCACUUUUGUUUGUAAAGUUGCCAGGCAAACACCAAAAGAAUAUUUAGAGGAAUACAUUGACCAAGUCUGGGACUUUGCUGUUCAUUCACGAUCAUUUGAAACAAUGUCUGUUCUUUGCGGAAUGGAAUUGAAGCCAGAACGAAUUCCUUGCGACAUUUUGGCCGAAUCUCUUGUCGCAAUAACAAACAUUGAUUACCCAGGACACAAUGAGUGCAAAGAGUUUGUGCAGGCAAUAUUUAAGACAGUGGAAAUGAAAGAAAUCGUUUCUUUAAUUCCUUCAAUUUUCAAAGAUAAAUUUGAAGAAAUUUCUGAUGAUGUAUUGAAGUUGGUCACAAAAGGAAAUGCAACAAUGGCUUCUUUGGAUAUGAUUGUCCUUAUUUCUAGAGGAAAUCAAGAAAAAACUCAAAAAGUUAUUUCGCAUUUGAUCGCAAUUGUUGAUGAUGGAGAUCACGUCCUUCGCGAUAAAGCAACUGAAUUGCUUGUUCAAGUGAUUUCCGAUGAUUAG
Molecule: messenger RNA, 4188 nt
Organism: Trichomonas vaginalis G3
Lineage: Eukaryota; Parabasalia; Trichomonadida; Trichomonadidae
Product: armadillo (ARM) repeat-containing protein family
Exons: 1
Coding region: 1-4188 (1395 amino acids)
Source: RefSeq, a predicted model, not a curated record